Messenger RNA from Nematostella vectensis (starlet sea anemone), 2558 nucleotides. RefSeq names its product WD repeat-containing protein WRAP73. The transcript is spliced from 14 exons. Gene Ontology annotation, cellular component: mitotic spindle; microtubule organizing center; MWP complex. The record is from RefSeq and is a predicted model, not a curated record. Gene Ontology annotation, biological process: mitotic sister chromatid segregation; protein localization to mitotic spindle pole body; microtubule anchoring at mitotic spindle pole body. The coding region runs from base 269 to 1597 and encodes 442 amino acids. NCBI's taxonomy places the organism in Eukaryota, Metazoa, Cnidaria, Anthozoa, Actiniaria, Edwardsiidae. Gene Ontology annotation, molecular function: protein binding.
UUUAGAAAUUUUUCUACGAUAAUAACCCCAAUUUUCAUGAAAGUUAACCUAACACUUUGUUUUUGUAAAAGUACGUGUAAAAAAGUUUGUACUCUUGAAAUCCGAACCUCGCCGAAUAAAAGCUAUACACCUGGAGGCCUGGCUACCAAUCAGUAACAAUGGCGGGCUGUUCGAAAUGGCUGUUGUUUCGUGAGAAAACAAAAAUGAUUUAUUUACAGUUCUUUUGAUUUUAUGAAGAUUUGAGUCCAUAAAGGUCGAGGAAGUGAAAAUGAAUUUUUCAGAAUUAUUCAAGCAAUCGGGUCAGCUCUGUAAGCUCUCGCCAAAUGGGAAAUUUAUGGCUACCUGUGUUCAAUACCGACUUAUUAUCAGAGAUGUGAAAACACUCCAGAUUCUGCAACUUUACACAUGCUUGGAUAAUAUACAAUUUAUAGAGUGGUCAUCAGAUUCUUUAUAUGUGCUCUGUGCAAUGUUCAAGAGAAGCCUGAUUCAGGUGUGGUCAUUAGAAAAGCCAGACUGGACAUGCAAAAUAGAUGAAGGUUCUGCGGGCCUGGUAGCAGCGAGGUGGAGCCCGGAUGGUCGCCAUGUGCUGUCUACCGCUGAUUUCCAGAUAAGGAUAACAGUUUGGUCUCUUAUCAGUAAAUCAGUCAGCUACAUCCGCUACCCCAAGCAUGCUUAUGAAGGCCUUGACUUUAGCAAAGAUGGCAAAUAUAUGGCUCUGGCAGAGAGAAGGAACUGCAAGGAUUUUGUCAGCAUAUUUGCCUGUGACUCCUGGAAGUUACUCAAGCACUUUGAAGCUGAGACAAGUGACCUGGCCGAUCUUGCCUGGUCACCAGAUGGUCAAGUUCUUUGUCUGUGGGAUCAUGUUGUCAAUUAUACUCUCUACCUCUAUUCCCUGGACGGUCGUCAGAUUGCUUCCUACAGUGCUUACCAACUUGCUUUGGGUAUUAAAUCUGUGUGCUGGUCCCCUUCAAGUCAAUUCCUGGCCAUUGGAAGCUUUGACCAAAAGUGUCGAGUACUAAAUCACAUCACCUGGAAAGUUGUAGCUGAGCAUUCCCAUCCAUCAUGUGUGGAUAACCCAACUGUGGUUGUGUACAGAGAAACAGAGGUGAAACCACCACAGCUAAGAGGAGAGCUGUUGAAUCCAGGUGGCGGCUUCUCUCUACAAAGCAAAUACCAAGUAGAACAGGUUCCAGUCCAGGUCCCCUCAGUCAAACUUGACCCAGAGAAGCACAGCCCAAAGUUAGGGGUGGGAUAUGUGUCAUUUAGUGCAGAUAGCCGCUACAUGGCGACUAAGAAUGAUAACAUGCCUAAUGCCUUGUGGAUCUGGGACAUGCCUAAUCUUACCCUGGCGGUGUUGCUUCUGCAAGCUCAACCAAUCAGAGUCAUUGCGUGGGACCCGCUCCAGUCUCGACUAGCUAUGUGCACCAACAACAACAAACUGUAUAUGUGGUCUCCCGCUGGGUGUGUUUCCGUUGUCAUCCCUUCAGAAACUCCGUUCAAUGCGACGUCGUUGUCCUGGCAUCCUGACGGUAACAGCCUCGUAUUGAUGAGCAAAGAUCACAUGUGCCUGUGUUUUCUGUCAGACCCUCGAACGUAGCCCAUCCAGUCAGACCCUCGAACGUAGCCCAUCCUGUCAGACCCCCGAACGUAGCCCAUCCUGUCAGACCCUCGAACGUAGCCCCUCCUGUCAGACCCUCGAACGUAGCCCCUCCUGUCCGACCCUCGAACGUAGCCCCUCCUGUCAGACCCUCGAACGUAGCCUCUCCUGUCAGACCCUCGAACGUAGCCCAUCCUGUCAGGCCCAAGGAGAUCGUAUCCGAAACAAUAAUCUUAUGGAUAACCCCUCAAUAAUAUGAGAGCCCUUAAGCAAAAAGAAAGGCGAAGGCAGAAGCAGAAAACAAUAGAAGACACAAAGAGCCAGACGCGUGAGAUGCCCCCUGAGGUGGACUCUGUCCGAUACAUUUCAGCGUUUUCCUCCAAACUACUACGUGAAAACUCCAAGGCCCUAUCUCGUCAUGUCACUCGAUGACACUCAUCACCUGAUCAGUUGUCGCUUAAACAGCCUCUGUCAGUCGCCAUUAUACCAUCCUAGCAAAGUACCAAGUAGGAGAAAGCAUCCAUUUCGACCGGAUGAUUUGGGGAAGCUGUUACAAUAUUUUCGAGUGAAUUUGGAAAACAAAGCAUAAGAUGUUAUUUUCAGGCGAUAAUUAGGAAAUUUCUUAAUUUGUCUUCUAAAUUUGGCUGAGAACAAUUGACAAGUAUGUGGCUGAUAAGGUCUCUUUAUCUACAGCAGUAGGGUAUGCGUCUAAGUAUGUUAUAUCGAGAGGGUGUUGUAAAUAGGAAUUUAACAUUUACCUUAUGUUACUGGUAGGUAUAAGACAUCGUCAGGAAUGAAGUGCUUUGAGGUUAUGCAUGAAGAACUUAAAGUCUGUCAUGAAAUAAGGUAGUACAGUAGACAUAUUGUUUGCAAUUUUUAUUUGACACAACUAACGAUGAAUAAAUAAUCUCAUAUUGAAAAAAAAAAUUAAUUUGAAAUUAUAUAUUUAAAUUUACGGCAA